Messenger RNA from Centruroides sculpturatus (bark scorpion), 452 nucleotides. RefSeq lists its product as uncharacterized. The coding region runs from base 14 to 331 and encodes 105 amino acids. The transcript is spliced from 2 exons. Lineage: Eukaryota; Metazoa; Arthropoda; Arachnida; Scorpiones; Buthidae. The record is from RefSeq and is a predicted model, not a curated record.
AGUGAAGAAAGUAAUGAAGAAGAAGAAGAAAAAGUUUCAUCAGGUCCUAAAUAUGAUGUUAAAAGAGGAAACCAUACUAACAAGAGUGAAUCUGCACCAAACGAUGAAGACGAAGAUGAUGAAGAUGAAGAUGAAUCUGAAGAAGAAGAAGUUCAAGAUUGGGAUAGUCAAAGUGAAGAGGAAUCUGAUUGGUCAAAUGAUGAUGUUAAAGGAAAAAAAGCAAAGACUAAAGAGGAAGGUAAAGAAUGAGAUUCCAUGCUUUUAUAAUGAAGCAGUAGUUCCCAAAGAGAAUGAAAAAAGCCUCUUGGGGGCCUGGAAAAAUAACAAUUGAAUUUUUAUUAUUAUUAAUAUUAUUGUGUCUCUGUCAUUAAAAAUAUUGGUUAUGUACUUUGUACAUUUAAAUUUAAAACUUUGUGUCCUGCAUUUAUGGAAGAAUAAACCUUUUACUUUAA